UCAAGGGGUGCAGAGUGGGAAGGCUGGACCAUGUGGCUUUCCUCAACUCUGCUUCUUCUCAGUUUCCCAGGCUGCCUCUCCAUCCAAGGCCCGGCAUUGGUGAGGGGUCCAGAGCAGGGGUCAGUGACUGUGCGAUGUCGCUAUAGCUCAAGAUGGCAAACCCACAGGAAGUGGUGGUGUCGAGGAGCAAGCUGGAGCUCUUGCAGGAUCCUCAUCCGAACCACGGGAUCGGAGAAAGAAACCAAGAGCGGCCGGCUGUCCAUCAGGGACGAUCAGAAAAAUAACUCAUUCCAGGUUACCAUGAAGAUGCUCAAGCAAAACGACACGGACACUUACUGGUGUGGUAUUGAAAGGUUUGGAACUGACCGGGGGACCAGAGUUAUAGUGACCGUUUACUCAGUGGGUAAAGACACCAUGUCGACUUCUAACCAGCUUUCAUGGCCCACUGUGGACAGCAGCGCAGACAUGAUGUCUUCUGACUUGCAGAAGAGGACCCAUUACAUGCUCCUGGUAUUCGUGAAGGUGCCUGCCUUGCUCAUCUUGGCUGGUGUUAUCCUCUGGCUGAAGCGGUCAACUCAGAAGGUCCCUGAGGAACAGUGGAGACACACUCUCUGUAGCGAUUUGGACUCUGAACUUCUGGCUAAAGACAUUUCUCCUUAGACUGAUGGAUAAGCAGAGCCUUCCCAUCCUGGACUCUCAUUCCUGAAGAGACCACAGCCAGGAAAGAAAAAUCCUUAAAUCUUCAGUGGGCGGUGACUGAGGCUGGUCCCUGGAGGACUCGGCCAGGCAUGAUCUACACUCUGCACAGCGUGGGGCCACAGCUCAGGCCCUUCCUGGGGUAUCAUCACAGCUGCAAGACCAGCACCUCACUCUCCCUUUACAUCCUUGUCAGCCCUACCCCAUCUACCCACCAUGGUCAGCCCAGGGUGAGAGUUGACAGAAUGAAGCCCAAGCUGCAGAAAGACAGCUGUGUGUGCCCAGCUGCAAACGCUUGUGCAGAGCCUGGGACAGACACACAGAGAAGCAGAAGAGACCAGUGGGGUGGCUAGGUCAUCUAUCCUAUGAUUCUGUCAUAGAAAACCCUGUGAGAGUGGAACAGGUGUCCAUUCUCCAUGUCCCGGAUACUGCACCCACCCCUAGCAUGCACUUCUGAGGAAAGAUGAGGAGUAAAGUCUGCCUGAGAAGCCCAGGGUCUGGACUGUGGAGAAUCCAUGACUUAGCUACAGAAGCUAUGGGUGUGUUUCCCGGCAGGUGUGUUUGACUCCAGGGCCAGGCACAAAAGGCUGCACAGCCUUAAACAGAUCUUCGGACUACACAGACUCACGGCAUGCUGGCUUUAAGCAAAUGUUAACCAGGAGAGAGCAGCAGAGAGCUCAGGAGGCAGAGAGAGAGAGAAAGAGAGAG
Molecule: messenger RNA, 1404 nt
Organism: Arvicanthis niloticus (Nile rat)
Lineage: Eukaryota; Metazoa; Chordata; Mammalia; Rodentia; Muridae
Gene: Cd300lb
Product: CD300 molecule like family member b
Cellular component (GO): plasma membrane
Molecular function (GO): transmembrane signaling receptor activity
Source: RefSeq, a predicted model, not a curated record